AUGUCUGAUAAAUAUAAAUCGGUUGGAUAUUCCUCCAAAGAUUUGGCUGGUCAUACAAAGAUGAAGACAAGAGAUGAUGUUGGUCAAAAAGCAAUGGAGGAACGUGAGAGACAACAAAGAGAAAAAGAACGUUUAGAACAGAUAGAAUUGAAACAAAAACAAAUGUUAGAUUCAAGAAAAGAAUCAAGAAAUAAUAGAAAUACCGAUAGAGAUAAUGAUAGAGAUAGAAAUAGAGAUUAUGGUGAUGAUAAAGAAGAGGAAGAAGAAGAAGAGGGAGAAGAAAGAUUAGAACAAAGAUCAACAACAACAACAACUUCAACAACAACAAAGAAUAAGAAUAUAGAUGCGGAUGAUACAGAUAGUAGUGAUGAUGAUGAUGAUAGUGGAGAUGACAAUAAGAAAGAUAAUGAUAACGACGAUAGCGACGCAAGUGAUAGUGACGACGAUGAUGAAGACGACGAAGAAGAACUCAUGAGAGAACUCGAGAAACUAAAGAGAGAAAAGGCAGAAGCUCAAAAGAGAAAACAAAUGGAAGAUGCAGACUCUGAGAAACUCGCAAGACAAGAGAAAUUGAUUUCAAGCAAUCCACUUUUAAAUAAGAAUAAUAAUAAUAAUAAUGAUUAUUCAAUGAAGAAAAAGUGGUAUGAUGACUCUAUAUUUAAGAAUCAAGCAAGAGAUGAACCUGUUACAAAGAAAAGAUUUAUAAACGAUACAACUAGAAAUGAUUUUGCAAGGAAAUUCUUAUCAAAAUAUAUAAAAUAA
This is a messenger RNA of Heterostelium album PN500, 762 nucleotides long. RefSeq names its product putative pre-mRNA-splicing factor CWC15 (gene cwc15-1). Gene Ontology annotation, biological process: mRNA cis splicing, via spliceosome. Lineage: Eukaryota; Evosea; Eumycetozoa; Acytosteliales; Acytosteliaceae. Gene Ontology annotation, molecular function: RNA binding. The record is from RefSeq and is a predicted model, not a curated record. Gene Ontology annotation, cellular component: catalytic step 2 spliceosome. The transcript is spliced from 3 exons. Bases 1 to 762 code for a protein of 253 amino acids.